GGAGAAGGGGUAGUCACCGGACACAGAAGAAGCUGCUCUAUAUGCCAGGCCUGAAACAUAACUAUUGACUGAUUAAAAGACUUGGAGAACUCUCUGCCUCUACUCCUAACUACAGCACCCGAGAGAAUGAAGUUCACAUGUGACCAGUGUGGAAAGAUGUGGCCUUUUGCUUCCAGUCUCAAAGUUCACUACAGAACUCACACAGGAGAGAAGCCAUUUAAAUGUGACCGGUGUGGAAUGGAAUUUCGACGGUCUGAUCAUCUGGAUCGACACAUGAGAGUCCACACGGGAGAAAGGCCAUACAGCUGUGACCAGUGUGGGAAGGCAUUUAAACAGUCUAGUGCACUAAAAGUACAUAUGAGAAUCCACACAGGAGAAAGCCCGUACAGCUGUGACCAGUGUGGGAAUGAAUUUAGAGACUCGGGUACACUCAGAGCACAUAUGAGAAUCCACACAGGAGAACGACCGUACAGCUGUGACCAGUGUGGGAAUGAAUUCAAACAGGCUUUUGCACUCAGAGCACAUAUGAGAAUCCACACAGGAGAAAGCCCCUACAGCUGUGACCAGUGUGGGAGAGCAUUUAAACGCGCUGAUGCACUCAACAUACAUACGAGAAUCCACACAGGAGAAAGCCCCUACAGCUGUGACCAGUGUGGGAAGGCAUUUAAAAGUGCUGAUGCACUUAAAGUACACAUGAGAAUCCACACAGGAGAAAGCCCGUACAGCUGUGACCAGUGUGGGAAGGCAUUUAAAAGUGCUGAUGCACUUAAAGUACACAUGAGAAUCCACACAGGAGAAAGGCCAUACAGCUGUGACCAGUGUGGGAAUGAAUUCAAACAGGCUUUUGCACUCAGAGCACAUAUGAGAAUCCACACAGGAGAAAGCCCCUACAGCUGUGACCAGUGUGGGAAGGCAUUUAGAGAUUCGGGUACACUCAAAGUACAUAUGAGAAUCCACACGGGAGAACGACCAUACAUAUGUGACCAGUGUGAGAAAGCUUUCUCUCAUUCAUCCAAUCUGAAUAGACACAUGAGAAUUCACAGUUGUUCUACACUGUAUGAGUGUGGUCAGUGUGAAAAGGCUUUUAAAACAUCGCAGCAACGCUCCAGUCACUACCGAACACACACAGGAGACAAACCAUACGACUGUGAAGAGAGUGGGAAGGCUUUAAGAUCUGUGAGGAACCGUCUGAACCAAGUUUCCAGACUGAAGAGAAAAGCAGCAGCUGUGACCAGUGUGGGAGGACCUGCUCAUCUGAAAGUGCACUGUCUUGAACACACUAAAGGAGACAGAGCUGCUGAGGCUGGAUCAUGUGAGGCUAAAGUCAGACUCAAAAAGCUGGAGAUCAGGCUUCAGAGACUCGAGACUGUGGAGUCGACCUCUGUGUAGAGUCAAAAAGUACAGACAUUAUGUUAAGAUUAAGAUUUUUUUCUGAUGGCUUCAACACAUAUAUUCAAGUUAUAUUAUGUUAUCUCACUGUUCAUUUUAAAGGUACUGUAAUGUUCACUCUUUAUUAUAAUCAUUAUUUUCAACUAUGUAAACUAUGUAAUCUGCACUAAUGUUUGUUCUUGAGUCUUGCAGAAAAUGUCUUUUGAAAGUGCAGGAUCCCACGGGAAGAAGGUCACUGUGAAACCCUAAAACAGAAACAUCAUGGGAGGAUGUUUGUGCGAAGGGGAAGAGUGACCUUCUAGAAAUGCAAUAACAGAAUAUAUUUCUCUGUGAAUUUCGUCAUAUGUUUUUGCAUUUGUAACUAGGGUCCCUAAGUUAAUAAAGGGAGGAGAAAAAUGGUGGGGGCCUUCAGAAGGAGGGUGCGAGGUGAUUCUGUAACUGAAGGUUUUUGCCUCCCCGCUCUUUCUCCUCAAUAUUGAGACAAAAUAAUCUUUCUUGUCUUCUCUUCUCUUUUGAACUGUAAUAUAGGUUAAAAAGGUGAACCUAUCAUUUUCAAACAAAGCUUUUUUUUUAUUCCAAAUUUUUCAGCUGGAAUUUACUUUGUCCAUCUUAUUUUUUCAAUUUUCUUUUUUCUUUUCUUUUUUUUUUUUUUUUAACCUUUGUUUAUCCUUUCAUUUCUGGUUCACAGAAACACUCUUGUGAGUUACCCCACAACAAAGUUUAUUCUUCAUUGAUGUUGUGAUGACGAUAUU
Molecule: messenger RNA, 2141 nt
Organism: Periophthalmus magnuspinnatus
Lineage: Eukaryota; Metazoa; Chordata; Actinopteri; Gobiiformes; Gobiidae
Product: zinc finger protein 664-like
Exons: 2
Coding region: 127-1389 (420 amino acids)
Biological process (GO): regulation of transcription by RNA polymerase II
Cellular component (GO): transcription regulator complex; PcG protein complex
Molecular function (GO): DNA-binding transcription factor activity, RNA polymerase II-specific; RNA polymerase II cis-regulatory region sequence-specific DNA binding
Source: RefSeq, a predicted model, not a curated record